AUGAAUCUUAGAACUCGUGUUAUUAACCUAACUGAAAUGGAAGUAGAAUCCACUCCUAAACAAAAACUAACUAAAAGGACGCGAAAUCCUUCCAGAAUUGAUAAUCUUGCACCAUAUAAUAUAGCUGAUGAUAUUCUAUCGAAACAAUCUUCUGCAACUUUAGGACAAUGGUUACAAAUACUAGCCCAAAGAAGGAAUUUAGCAAACGCCUUAAGACGUCAUCUUAUAUCAACACCUAGU
This is a messenger RNA of Funneliformis mosseae, 240 nucleotides long. The record is from the annotation of a GenBank genome assembly. Lineage: Eukaryota; Fungi; Glomeromycota; Glomeromycetes; Glomerales; Glomeraceae.